Strongylus vulgaris is the source of this 1977-nucleotide messenger RNA. Lineage: Eukaryota; Metazoa; Nematoda; Chromadorea; Rhabditida; Strongylidae. The record is from the annotation of a GenBank genome assembly.
AUGUCCGCUGACGUACAAAGGAACUUAGAUGCAGUAAGUACAUCUGGUGAAGGUGAUGCUGCCGGUACAGCUGACGACAGCGCAAAGAAAGCAGAAAAUCCAUGGGCGUCUCCUCGUCAGGAGCCAGUAAAUGGCAUCGUCCAACCGCGCGUUAUUCCUCCUAUGGGCAAACCCACAAGACACACCAAUCAGCUGGACUACCUCCUCAAUACAGUCCUCAAAGAUGUCAUGAAACAUAAGCACGCUUGGCCGUUCAACGUGCCCGUUGAUACAGUCAAAUUGAACUUGCCGGACUAUCACAAAGUGAUUCGUCGUCCGAUGGAUUUGAAGACCAUUCAGAAGCGGUUGCAGAAUAUAUACUAUUACUCUGCGAAGGAGUGCAUGGAGGAUAUUAUGACAAUGUUCAACAACUGCUACACUUACAACCCUCCUCACAGUGACAUCGUAGCGAUGGCUCGAACUCUCGAACAGCUCUUCUUGGCCAAGAUUGUCGAUAUGCCCGGCGAUGACUUUGAAACUGUCUUCCGGAAUUGUUACACAUUCAAUCAAAUGGAGGAUGACGUUACAAUAAUGUGUCAAAAUGUCGAGAAUGUGUAUAGGGAUUCGUUACAAAAUCUUCCCAGCGAGGAACUGGAAAUAGCGAGGCCGUCUUCAAAACGUGGUCCGAAGAGUAUGCGGAAAGGUCCUUCUCCUGCUCUUGGCGGUGCGCGCAAAUCAGCGUCAUUCGUUCGAGGUGGGAGCCCGGAUGCCCAUCACGUCUUAGAACAUUUUCAUAAUGCGACGGUGCAAAAGGGUGUUAAAAGAAAGGCUGAUACCACUACCGGUGUGCUGAUUGAAGAGGAUUCUGGCAAGGUUCCUCGUCGUGAAUCUUCUCGUCCAAUAAAGAAACCGGCGCAUUUUAUUGACUACACUCAACUACCUCCCAGAUAUAAGGGCAAAGCGACGGAGUCGAUGAAGUUUUGCCACAAGGUGCUCCACGAGUUGAUGGGCAAGAAAUGCAAGUCUUUCAACUGGCCCUUCCUCGUUCCCGUCGACGUCGAAGGGAUGAAUCUGUCAGACUACUAUGAUAUAAUUCCGAACCCCAUGGAUCUCGGAACGAUCAAAAAGAAGUUAGAUAAUAAGCAAUAUGCCAAUGCGCAAGAGUUUGCCGAGGACAUCAGACUGGUAGAACAUCUUCUUUGGGUUGAGAGGGCUAGAGAUGUCGUAUGCAAUAAUUGCUUCAAGUACAACCCUGCCACUGAUAUUAUUCACCAACACGGUCGAGCUCUAUUGCAAGCGUUUAAUGAAAGGUGGGUGAAUCUACCAGUAGACGAGGAUGUAGCAGACACCAAUGUUGUGGCUACCUCCUGUGGUGAAGUGGUUGAUGAGGAAGAUACUCUUGAAAGCUACCUCAGCAGUCCUAGAAGAGAACUCAAGCGCCCAACAACAGCACACACCAGCUCUGAGUCAGCAAAGCUUUAUUGUGGUCGCGGUCGCCGACCGGGAUCUAAGAACAAACCGAAAGCUGAAAGCUCUGCAAAUGGGAAACCAUGGAAAGAUGAUUAUGAGUUUGAUUCCGGAGACGAAGCUUCACACGAGCCUAUGUCCUAUGAUGAAAAACGCCAGCUUAGCCUUGACAUCAAUAAACUACCUGGUGAUAAACUUAGUAUGGUCGUCAGUAUUAUUGAAAGCAGGGAAGAUUUAUCUCAGUUUGCAAAGCCUUCUGUUGAUUCAUGGGUUGGACUUCAGGAUAUUAGUCCAGAGGAAAUUGAAAUCGACUUCGAGACCUUAAAGGCUGUAACCCUUCGUGAUUUGGAAGCCUUUGUUGCAGCGGCUCUCAAGCGGAAACCUCGCAAAACCGUUAAAAGUGACAAUGAGACGCGAAAACGGGAAAUCGAGGACAAGAUUAAGAAGCUUGGUGGUACAGUAUCAACGCAACAACCCAGUAAGAACGGUGGGUACUUCAUGUCCAGCGUAGAAAUUCGUUGGUGGAGGUAA